Molecule: messenger RNA, 795 nt
Organism: Rubroshorea leprosula
Lineage: Eukaryota; Viridiplantae; Streptophyta; Magnoliopsida; Malvales; Dipterocarpaceae
Source: the annotation of a GenBank genome assembly
GGCCAUUUAUCACCGGCAGGGGUUAAUAAUGAAUGAAUCGCCACUGAGAGGGCAUUGCUGUGUCUCUACAUCCACAAGGAACUUGUGGGAUGGUCUCUUUGAUGGAGGCUACAGAGCAGACGUUGUUGUUUAUGCUGAUAAUGGUGGCGUUAUCUUUGCUCAUGCCAAUAUUCUUGGCAUGGCUUCUCCUAUACUAAAAGGCUUGUUAAAGCAAUCCACAGGCCUUGGCCGGAGGAAAUCAAUAUCUAUCCGAGGUGUUCCACGGGAUGCAGUACGAGUUUUUAUCCACAGAAGGAAUUGAGGUAUGGGAAAGAGGAAGUCAAAAGCAAAGCUGCCGCCAAGGAAGAGGAUGGACAAGCUUUACACUGUUUUCAGUUACCCCUUAUGCAACCAUGGCACCAGCGUUGAGUGCAAAAUGUGAAUAUCUGAUUCCCUAGGAAAUGCAUAGCUUAUGUCACCUCUGAUUUCCAAAGAGAAUCGAUGCUCCUGUGGCUUCUUUUACCCAUCUCAGCAAAAAGGCCACAUCAGACGCAUAGGUAGGGGUUGAUGCGCGGCUUGUUAAAAGUCAACGGAAUGAUGAUGUCGACCUUAAGAGGAGCUGAUUUGCCACUACAGGUAAGUUAAGUUGAGGGGUUGGUUUGCGGGUGAAAUGGGUUGAGCGGGUAAUUUGCCACCACAUGAUGACUUAAAGGGGUGAUCUGCAUGUUUUGCUCUUCUCAAACACAAAAUGAAGGGAGAGAAGAAAUUAGAGAUUGGAUGGAAAAAGAUUUGAAAUAAUACAACACAAUUUGGGAU